Messenger RNA from Engraulis encrasicolus (European anchovy), 2693 nucleotides. It is a transcript of the gene fzd8a, whose product is annotated as frizzled class receptor 8a. Gene Ontology annotation, biological process: canonical Wnt signaling pathway; non-canonical Wnt signaling pathway. The record is from RefSeq and is a predicted model, not a curated record. NCBI's taxonomy places the organism in Eukaryota, Metazoa, Chordata, Actinopteri, Clupeiformes, Engraulidae. Gene Ontology annotation, molecular function: Wnt receptor activity; Wnt-protein binding. The transcript has a single exon. Gene Ontology annotation, cellular component: plasma membrane. The coding region runs from base 447 to 2183 and encodes 578 amino acids.
GACGCGUAGUUAAUACACGCAGCAAAUGUAGAUAGCGUAUUUUAGCGGGAGAGGCAGUUCACUUCAAAACUUCUACCCGUUUUUCUAAGACAGCUAACGAGCGGACCCUUCUCAAAGCGCGAGACAAGGCUGCUGUUUCCCGGGUGCUGUGGAUUACGCCGAGAACAAGGAGAAUAGCCGGUGCUCGGGUUCAUUCUCAUAUCCUCAGCCAUUUUGACUGCACGCCUCAGGGCUGUUUUUCUUCACCGCUCCUCCUCUGUACGCGUACACGGUUUGCAAAUUGGUUGCAACUCCGUGCCAAAUAUGUACAGUGAGAUGGAUUCGCCUUUCAAUUUUUAAUUGGGACAGAGCUAUACCCGAAACGAACGGCCAGAAGCGGGGGACUAGAACAGCGGUUGUUUUGUCAACAGAGGAGAGAGCGAGAGACCUUAUUAUCUUGGAUAAGGAUGGCGUGCUACCUGUUGGGAGUUUACCUGCUACUUGCUCUCUGUAUUUUGCAAAGCUCAAGUGGUACCACCGCAAAGGAGAUCACGUGUCAAGAAAUCUCUGUACCUUUGUGCAAAGGAAUAGGAUACAAUAACACCUAUAUGCCCAACCAGUUCAACCAUGACACCCAAGACGAAGCGGGCUUGGAGGUCCAUCAGUUUUGGCCUCUCGUGGAAAUCCAGUGUUCCCCGGACCUCAAAUUCUUCCUCUGCAGUAUGUACACCCCUAUUUGCCUCGAGGACUACAAGAAGCCGCUGCCACCGUGCCGGAGUGUCUGCGAGAGAGCCAGGGCUGGCUGCGCGCCGCUCAUGAGGCAGUACGGUUUCCCCUGGCCAGACCGCAUGCGAUGCGACCUGCUACCGGUGCAGGGCACUCCAGACACUCUCUGCAUGGACUAUAACAGAACUGAUUCAACCACUGUGUCUCCGGUCCUGUCAAAGCCCACAAACAACCCUGGCAAGACCUACAAUGGUAAACACGGCCCCAGCCGACCCAACAAAAAGCCCCGGCCCCCGGGAUCAACCUGCGAGCCGGGCUGCCAGUGCCGCACACCCAUGGUGCCUGUUAAUAGCGAUCGACAUCCGCUGUACAAUCGUGUCAAGACUGGACUGACGCCUAACUGCGCAAUGCCCUGCCACAACCCUUAUUUCACCCAAGACGAGAGAACGUUUACGGCGUUCUGGAUUGGACUAUGGUCUGUGCUGUGUUUCAUCUCCACGUUCGCAACAGUUGCCACUUUUUUAAUCGACAUGGAACGGUUUAAGUACCCAGAGAGGCCAAUCAUCUUCCUCUCGGCUUGCUACAUGUUUGUCUCCAUCGGUUACAUUGUACGACUUAUCGCAGGACACGAGAAGGUGGCGUGCGCCAAGGAGUAUGACGUGGAACACAUACACUACGAGACCACUGGCCCUGCGCUGUGUACCGUUGUGUUUUUGUUGAUAUACUUUUUCGGCAUGGCGAGCUCAAUCUGGUGGGUGAUAUUGUCGCUCACUUGGUUCCUGGCGGCCGGCAUGAAGUGGGGAAACGAGGCCAUUGCGAGUUAUUCGCAGUAUUUUCACCUGGCCGCCUGGCUAAUCCCUAGUAUGAAAUCCAUUGCAGUGCUGGCUCUGAGCUCAGUGGACGGAGACCCAGUGGCAGGGAUAUGCUACGUGGGCAAUCAGAAUCUGGACAAUCUCAGGGGCUUUGUUUUGGCGCCCCUGGUUAUCUAUUUAUUUAUUGGCACAAUGUUCCUGUUGGCAGGGUUCGUGUCACUCUUCAGAAUCCGGAGUGUCAUCAAACAAGGUGGCACGAAAACGGACAAACUAGAGAAGCUGAUGAUCCGAAUCGGAAUCUUUACAGUGCUUUACACGGUACCUGCCACUAUAAUAGUUGCAUGUUAUUUUUACGAACAACACAACAGACAGAGUUGGGAGAUCAGUCACAACUGUUGUCCAAUGGAGCAGGACAUUAAAAAGCCGGACUACGCUGUCUUUAUGCUCAAGUACUUUAUGUGCCUUUUGGUGGGUAUCACGUCUGGCGUGUGGAUUUGGUCCGGUAAAACGCUGGAGUCCUGGAGGACUUUUUGUACACGCUGCUGCUGGGGCAGUAAAGGAACCAGCGGUUCAAUGUACAGCGACGUAAGCACGGGAUUAACGUGGCGGUCUGGCACUGCUAGCUCAGUGUCUUGCCCGAAGCAGAUGCCAUUGUCACAGGUUUAACGGAACUGGCCACUAAUUGUUGUGGAGAUAGCCCAUUCGCCUGUCUUAGGCAUUUGCAUCAAAAUUAACCAUUGUUGCUUUUUUUACGGAACGCUGUUUGGGGGACUGGUUCCGUAGAUGGAGACUGUACCUGGCAUGACCACUACUUAAUUCCAAAUCCACUGACAACCCCUGACAGGUUUACAAUCCUUUUCAUGGUCAGCAGUUUUAGUGCGGCCACUGUCCUGCAGCAAACCAUUCUGAAUAAGUUCUCCAAAAAAGUGCUAAAUGAAAUGUCUGUAAUGCUCUACUUUUUGUGUCAGGUAAUCCAGAGUACCUUUCACAACAAACUUCGAAUAUCAAAGAUGGUUUCAAACAAGCCUUAAUGUCAUAGUGCCCAAAUAUAAUACGGGUCCUUAAUGUUUUUAAUGGAUAAAAUGUAUUUAUAUAAUGUAUAAAUGUGUAAAUUAUGUACAAAAUGAGAUUUAUAAGAUACUGUAAAUUUGUACAAAUGUAGAUGUUACUUUGAAA